Messenger RNA from Capra hircus (goat), 1352 nucleotides. RefSeq names its product N(alpha)-acetyltransferase 11, NatA catalytic subunit (gene NAA11). The record is from RefSeq and is a predicted model, not a curated record. Gene Ontology annotation, biological process: N-terminal peptidyl-glutamic acid acetylation. Gene Ontology annotation, molecular function: protein N-terminal-serine acetyltransferase activity; protein-N-terminal-glutamate acetyltransferase activity. Lineage: Eukaryota; Metazoa; Chordata; Mammalia; Artiodactyla; Bovidae. Gene Ontology annotation, cellular component: NatA complex. The transcript is spliced from 2 exons. The coding region runs from base 13 to 702 and encodes 229 amino acids.
CUUGCCGCCAUCAUGAACAUCCGCAAUGCUCGGCCAGAUGACCUGAUGAACAUGCAACAUUGCAACCUCCUUUGCCUUCCCGAGAACUACCAGAUGAAAUACUAUUUCUACCAUGGCCUUUCUUGGCCCCAGCUCUCUUACAUCGCUGAGGACGAGGACGGGAAGAUUGUGGGCUACGUCCUGGCCAAAAUGGAGGAAGACCCAGAUGAUGUCCCUCACGGACACAUAACCUCACUGGCUGUGAAGCGUUCCCACCGUCGCCUGGGCCUAGCUCAGAAGCUGAUGGACCAGGCCUCCCGGGCCAUGAUUGAGAACUUUAGCGCCAAGUACGUGUCCUUGCACGUCAGGAAGAGUAACCGGGCAGCCUUGCACCUCUAUUCUAACACUCUUAACUUUCAGAUUAGUGAGGUGGAACCCAGAUACUAUGCAGAUGGAGAAGAUGCUUAUGCUAUGAAGCGGGAUCUGUCACAGAUGGCAGAUGAGCUGAGGAGGCAGUUGCAGCUGAAGAAGGGCGGGUAUGUGGUGCUGGGCUCCAGGGAGAACCAGGAGACCCAGGGCAGCACACUUCCUGGUUCAGAAGUGGCCUGUCAAGAGAAGAACCCAGCCACUGAUGGUAGCGGGAGUGACAGCAAGGAACCCAGCGAAUCCACGGAAAGCCCCGAUGCCCAGGACAGUUCAGAAGACUCUGAUUCCACCUCCUAGAGCCUGCUUAAGCAUUGCAGGUCCUCGUGUCUCAACCAUAUCUGCUCUCUGAGUCCUGGCUUAUCCCGUGAACUCUGUAGCAUCUGCUCGGGGGUCAUCUCAGGCCAACCCCAAUGGCUUCUCACUCUCAACCUUCCACAUACCCCACCAGGAUCAUGACGGAAUACGUGGACACAAGAGCCUGCUGUGCAAGUGCCAAGGAAGUUUGAGGCCUGCCAUCACCGAACCUUUCCUGGCCUGCUCACAUCAUUCCUGCCAUUUUAUUGUGUUUGUAGUAGUCCUUUGUUGGGUGUGGUUGACUUGUAAGGUUGUCCCUUUGUAAGAUACAGAACAGGAAAUGCGGAAAACUCCCAAAGCUCCCAGGCUUUUAGUUUUUGCCAUUGUUUCUCUGGGCUUUCAUUCUUGAGGGGGUAGUCAGGACCAUCAAGUCAGACCUCAUGCCCCCUUCCUCUUCCUUUUUCACCUCUUCUGGUAGAAGUAUUCUGUUUCCUCUUCCUUUCUCCAGGAACCUGUCCGCUCUCAUGUCCUCUCCUUUCUUGAAGAAGUAUUCUCCUCCUUCCCAGUGGGAGGAAGUGGUAAGGGCUUCUAUUAUGCAAUCAGAACUUGGAGAUUUUAAGAAAAGGACAACCAGUAAUUAAAUUGGAAUAUCU